Molecule: messenger RNA, 291 nt
Organism: Staurois parvus
Lineage: Eukaryota; Metazoa; Chordata; Amphibia; Anura; Ranidae
Source: the annotation of a GenBank genome assembly
AUCCCACCUGACUCCAAGGCAGUGACCUCCUGCCUGCCGGGGUGGAGCCCUCCAACGUACACAGCCGUGGACAUCAGUCUCACACAGAGACACUCAUUGAAAGCCCUGCACACACCUGUACCAUUAGUGUGCUGGCUGCUUUCAAACUCUGGACCCAGGAUUGGAGAUUUCAUCCCUCCCAAAUCUCUUAGAAAUCUCCAGGCACAGGUCCCAAAACAGGCUUUACAAAUCAAAGAGGAAACUCAUAAACCAGUUUCCUCUGCAUUAAGAGAACUGCCUGGAGCCCCUCAA